Molecule: messenger RNA, 3414 nt
Organism: Sparassis crispa
Lineage: Eukaryota; Fungi; Basidiomycota; Agaricomycetes; Polyporales; Sparassidaceae
Exons: 10
Coding region: 1-3414 (1137 amino acids)
Source: RefSeq, a predicted model, not a curated record
AUGGACCCCGCCGCCACGAUUCGUAAGUUAAGGCUGGCCGAUCUGGAGAAGGACGAAGAGAUCGCACGGCUGAAGAUCGAGAUUGUCGUCCUAAAGCGCCGCAUCUUAGAGCUGGAGGGCGCCUCUGCCAGCACCAGUGUCGAGGAACAGGUCAAGAUUGAACCUGGAUUGAGUCCACGCAAUAACCGAAUUUCGAUACCAGCGAAACAAGAGACUUCGCCUCCGCUCGAGAGCAGGAUCACAUCACCCCCGUCUAUUAAGGCACCAGCUGGAAGCAGCAAAGAUGCACCUGUUAUCAUCCUAGAUUCGGAUUCAGAGACGGAGGUAGAACACUCACAAUUUCGUCAAAAAACACAACCAGUCCGAGUGAACUUGAAGCGCCGACGUUCUCCAAGCGCAGAUCUCGAUUUGACUUUUGGUGAGCCCAGCGACGAUACCUCCACCCCACCAGCCACAACUCGGAGAAUCAAGAAAGUACGCAAACCCGCACCUGGAGUAGACACACCCCCGACAGAGCAUGAUCACAAGGACGAGGAGAAAGAGGAAAAAGGCUAUGUCAAAUUGACUGAGGCUGAAGGUCGAGCAGCAUUAAAGAGCUACUUUAACCCUAAAGCUGAGAUCAAGAGCGAGAUGUUACUCAGUGAUGAGCAGGUUCUGAGCCGGCUCGAUCUGGUAGGGCGUGAGCCUUACCCUGUGACUCUCGAUGCAGCCCUGCGGGACAUCACGGUAUCUCGAGACCACAUAUCAAGAUUGUUCGGCGGGAAUAACCAGGACACCUUCCCCCACAUAUCCCAGAAGAAUGUCGAGCGUCAUGGCUACAAUCACUUCAUGUGUCUGAACCUCCUGUACAACCCGCAUGCUCCACAGCUACCAGGAUAUCCGGGUCUGUACUUCGAAACUUCACCAGCUAUCGAACCGUGGACCUCCGAACACGCCAGGGUUCAGAUGGUAUUCGUCCGUCUCCAAUCGAAGAUGUGGUUUUAUGUCGGUAACUACAAGAUGACGGCAGCGCCAUCACUCACUGAAGCGCAAUGGCUUGAGCAAGACGGCUCCGUACGAAGGAAAUGGGCCCAAGAGAUCCACGAUAAGGGCUGGGGGAGGUCUGUUCGUGUGAGGAUACAUCUGAGGCGUCGUCUAGGACGUGAGCCAGACGGCGAAGAUAUUGAGGAUGCGUUGAAGGAAAAGAAUGCAUUCAAAGAUGUAACGCCUAUGCAGAUACUGGCUGCAUACGAUUCAGCGGAAGAGGUUAUGGGUGUUUGGUGCAUGAAAUGUGAGACGGUUAUAUCGUUGUGGCGGCGCCACACACGCGUAGAGAAUGGACGCGUCGAUCACGUGAUAUUCAUAAAGAGCAACUGUCGUCGAAGUAGCUGGCACCGCUUCAUAGCACUUGAGCUGAGCCUGGUCGCCGGCUACCCACCCACUAUGAAUAAGCCCAUAGUUCCUGGGGCCGGUUCUUCGUCUUCUGGCUCUAACACAGUGCCGUUUCCUAUGUCGCGCGAUCAGCAGCAACCUGCAAUUCCAGACUCCGAGUCGUCGAUCUCUAAUCUCACCAGUUCAGACAAGCUUUCCGCUCUUCCCGUGCAAGCUUCCCCCAUGUUGGACCGGCUGCGCGCUCCAAGUCGCGUAGUGCGUCGUAGCUUUGACGGUUCCGUCUCUUUGUCCUCCAAUGAAUCACCCUCGGCUAGUACUCAGGCCUUACAUCAAUUGCCAGGUGCUGGUCGGAUGACAGGGUCUGAAGGCUCCAUUGGAAGAGAGACUCCAAAGCAGAUAGCCUCGUUUGAAAGUGAUCGAACCUCGCUCCCAGCAAAUCUGCAAGGUUUCACGCAAGCUGCAAAUAGGAUCAAUCAACGGAGCGACUCUGCCGUACCCUCUUCAACACCUCACUCCGGCGAAGUAUCCCUGCACGGCGGCACACCGUAUCAAAUCCCAUUGUUAGGCACGCGCCAAAACCAGACAGGCACUUUGUCUCCUAGACUGGCGAAGGAUGGUCUGCAGAGCCCGUCCCCCACCUCUCGCUCACCUUCGCAUUCACGCAACGCGUCGCCUCUACGUCUCUUUGGGUUUGGCCGUCGCACCCAUGGUUGGGAGGAGCCAUUCGUCCCUGUCGAUCCUUUCACAGUGCGUAUAUGCUGGUUUGGGUGGUCCUCUUCCAGCCCUCCUACAGAGCCCCUCGAUCAAGAUGCAGACGUCGCAUGCAACGAUACCCUCACGAUGUGUUUGCCUCUUCCAGCACUGUGUUCGACUCGCGUUACGAAAAGAGGUGGGGGAGGCGAUGUCGAGAUUCAGGCCCAGUCGGAAGGCGGGCGUUGGAACGCGUUCGCAAGCGCGGCGAGCACAUUCUUCGCAGACGUGCUUCCGCGCCAGGUAUACCUCAUACUACUUCUCCGGCUUCCUGCGCUCUACUUUUCGCGCGUCGCGCGCGUCUUCGAGGAUGCCGAAGUGAGUAAGCCGGAUGUUCAGCGGAUGAUCGACGCGUGCGCUGCAGACGAGAGCGGCGGGAUGACCUCAACCGAGCGCGUGGCUAUGCGGACCAGGACUGGUCGCUAUCGCAAUCCGUCGUUGCCCCUGCCUUUCCCAGACGAGUGGAAUCCGCCCAUGGUUUCGCCCUCUUUGGUGCGUUUCAAGCAUUCGUGGGAGUUCUUUGUGGACUCUUUGUUGCGAGAAUGGAAGACAUUGAAUCUUGUUUCUGCUCUACUUUGCACGGCAAUCCUCACGUUGUUCCAAGUCAAUGCCGCGGCAAAUGAUCCUUUGACGCGGUCUGCAGCCCUAUUCUCGCUCAUCUUUUCCCUCAUGAGUGUGUCAUAUGGUUGCAUGUACAUUGUCCAGUUUGGCACCAUGAGAAGCAUGGACAGGGCAUCUCGAUGGGCGGAGGAAGCGCAAAGGUCCAAGACUGCGAUCUGGUGGAACAUCUGGGUUCUCCUCGCCACACCCGCGAUAUGGCUCGCGUGGUCGAUGAUCACGUUCUGCAUUGCCAUUCUCUCCUUCGUCUGGCGGACCGGCUCUCAGGCAGAUGAGAACCCACCCCCGCCGCUCAAUGCCCAACAGGCCAUCGGCGUGCGCACCGCGAUCACGAUUGUCUUCAUCUUCGGCGUCGUCAAUUUCGUCAUGAUCGUCAGCACGUUCGUCUCAUAUGGCGAAGUCCGCCGCGACCGCCGCCGAGGGCGGGAAGAGAAGAGAGGUGACAGAGGACGUGAACGCCGAGACGGGAUGGACGAGAGUAGAGAGCGGGGCCGCAUGCGGGAUGUGAAGGGCGGGACGCCAGGCUCGAUGGUCGGUUUAGGUUUGACAGGUUUGGGGGAGCAUGAGAUUGGUUCGGGCAGCGUUGCAGGUAUCGUGCGGGAGGAGGUCGACUUGGAGAAGCGCGAGUUCUUGACCACACUUAAGCAAAGGAACAAGAUAUCGCCGAGGCUGUGA